AAGCCUGAAAGCUCAUGUGACGUAGCUGAUACUUUUCACUCCGACUGUCUUCAUUAACUUGAAAACCUCUCCGUUUUUUUUUUUUAUGAUACAGCGGCUAUCAUGCGUUUUCACUUCAACCGGAGGAGUUGUUGCCCUAACUCUCCUAGCAUCCGUGAUGAACCCGCUACCAUUUAUAGCCUCGCGGUGACAAACAAUCUUAUUAUGAGAUUUAAACUUUGCCUCGGCUAGAAUGGAGGAUCAACAUGCGCUCCUUUCGCACUUAUUCCCCGCAGCUUCACUACUGAUACAGUAAUACCUAUCCAGCAUUCGUACCCGCCUCUUUUGAUUGCGGUUAAACGCCGGUGUCAGCUCUCGGGUUUAAUAGAAAAACCCCAAGCUGGACUCCCGGUCUGUUCAGCAUACAUAAAGGCGAGCGGUGAGAGGAGCUCAGCCCUGAAUUAAAUCACUCGCCACUAAAUGGAUCUUUGAGACUCUCCCUUGACACAGUCAGCCGAGGCUGUGUGCGUCUUCGACCCGAAAACAGAGAACUGGGAUUCUUUUUUUUUAUGUUUCACUAUCGAACAGAACGAACUCCUGUCUCUUUGAAAAUAUAUUGUGUUCGUGGUGACAUACAGUAAGAACCCAGCCUUGCAUCAGGAAGAGCCUCUUGCUCCGCGAUCGUCAAGCAGAGUUCAAAAGGAGAAAUCAGUUAACAUCUGUACUGCUGGAGGACAAAAGGGAUGCUUUCUCACACUGAGGACUUCAACCUAGGUUCCAGAGGUUACUCCUCCGUGCACAUAAAGAAGAAAGGAAGACAGUGGCAGAAACAAUAAGAUGAGACCAUUUAAUGAUGGUAACCUCGAAGAAGAAAAGCACAAGCCAACCUGAGACGGUGAAAUCUCUUUUAAGCAUUAACACAACUUCAAAUGCGGGCAAACCUCAUGGAAAAAAACUGAGUGUAAGGGCGGAUUCUCAAAAAAUGUUUUGAUUGGUACAUGGGGACAAUACCAUCCAUCAAUGAGAAGGAGACAAAUAACAGCAUUGUUUCUGACCCGGAGAACAGUUGAACAACCAGCUGAUCUUCAAGGAUUGUCUCAGCUGCACUGAAAACACAGCAGUGUCCCCCCCCUCUCAUUUUUUUGGUCCUGCACAUGACUCUCAGAAAAGCACCAAUGGCCUGCAGCUCAGGCAUGGUGAUGAGUGCCUUGUUUUGGUCUGUAGCCAUUGUAUAUUUGACUCAUAUUGGCAGAGUCAGUGGAGACUGCUGGUUAAUUGAGGGGGAAAAGGGCUUUGUAUGGCUUGCAAUUUGUAGCCAAAACCAACCACCUUAUGAGGCCAUCCCACAGCAUAUCAACAGCACCAUUGUGGACCUUCGUCUGAAUGAAAACAAAAUCAAAAGUAUCCAUUAUUCUGCCCUCAGUCGCUUUGCCAACUUGACCUACCUGAACCUUACAAAGAAUGAAAUCUCCUACAUAGAGGAUGGGGCCUUUUCUGCUCAGUUUAACUUGCAAGUCCUUCAAAUGGGCUUCAACAAGUUGCGAAAUCUGACAGAGGGGAUCCUCAGAGGUUUAGGAAAGCUGCAGUACCUCUACCUCCAGGCAAACCUGAUUGAGACUGUGACACCCAAUGCCUUUUGGGAAUGCCCCAACAUUGAGAACAUUGACCUCUCCAUGAACCGAAUCCAGCAGUUAGACGGGUCUACGUUUACAAGUUUGACUAAACUAACCACCUGCGAACUGUACACCAACCCUUUCAACUGCUCUUGUGAAUUAUUUGGUUUUGUCAAAUGGCUCUCAGUUUUCCCAAACAGGACAAAUGAGCGGAUGGUCUGCGACUCCCCACCUGGCGUCUCUAGUUACAGUUUAUUGAGCCAGAAUCCAAACAAUCCAACAUAUCGAAAUGCGCUUCACAUACUCACCUCUGUGUGUACUGAUGACUACGUGACUCCAUUUAUUCCUAUGCCCAUUGAGCCCACAACACCUGCGCCAGACUCCACACUCUGUGGGCUGGAAGAUUGUCCCUCAGGCACAGAACCAGAAGACAUUACCAUCAGUACAACCUACAAUGAUGUAGAAGUAAACCCUCUGAUGAAACUGAAGCAAGUAUCAAACACAGGUGCCAUCAUCACGGUUCAGAUUCCUCACCCCUACAAGAAGAUGUACAUCCUGGUUCUGUACAACAACAGUUUUUUCACAGAUAUUCAAAACCUGAAAGACAUAAAGGAGGACAUUGAACUAAAAAGCCUUAAACCCCACACAAACUACACAUACUGUGUCGCUUCAAUACGUAAUUCUCUUAGACACAACCACACUUGUCUGACACUCACUACUGGCCCUUGGAAUGGAAAGGAUAGAGUUGUAAACAAUGCAACUGCUACUCACUACAUUAUGACAAUCUUGGGCUGCCUCUUUAGCAUGGUAAUUUUUCUGGGUGUGGUCUACUAUUGCUUGCGAAGAAAGCGUCAGCAAGAUGAAAAGCACAAAAAAGCAGGUAGCCUGAAGAAAAAUAUUAUAGAACUCAAAUAUGGACAAGAACUGGAGGGAGCGACUAUUUCUCGAAUGUCGCAGAAGCAGCUGUUGGCCGGGGAGAGCAUGGCACGUAUGCCGUAUUUACCAUCUGCAACUGAAAGGGAGCAGUACAAAUUUCAAGAGAUAAGUGAUACUCCUAAAAUGAUGAAAGGAAAUUACAUGGAGGUGCGAAGCAUGGACCACCAUGAACGCAGGGAGUGUGACAUGGGAAUGGCUGGGAAUAGCCAGGGGUCAGUGGCAGAGAUUUCCACCAUUGCAAAAGAAGUGGAUAAGGUCAAUCAGAUAAUUAACAAUUGUAUAGACGCUCUAAAGUCAGAAUCCACCUCUUUUCAAGGGAAAUCUGGAGCAGUCUCCACUGCAGAGCCCCAGCUUGUACUAAUAUCAGAACACCCACAGAGUCAAUCUGGCCUUCUUUCCCCAGUGUAUACGGACAGCUAUCACCACUCUCUGCAGAGGCAUCGGACCUCUGAUGUCUCGCCAAAGAGGCCCAGCACUGCCACAGGAGGGCCUAUGCGAAGUCCCAGGCCUUAUCGCUCUGAAUCCAAGUACAUAGAGAAAACCUCCCCAACAGGAGAGACCAUGCUCACUGUAACACCCACUGCCGCCAUCCUGAGGGCAGAGGCAGAGAAGAUCCGUCAUUAUGACCACCGGCACUCAUAUCCUGAUGCUCAGAUAGAGGAGCUUGAAAGACCUGACAGCCACAAGUCCUCCAUGCUGGAGCCUCUUACUCACUCCCGCGCCAGAGACUUAGCAUAUUCCCAGCUGUCAUCUCAGUAUCACAAUCUAAGCUACUCCUCCAGUCCCGAAUACUACUGCAAACCUUCACACAGCAUCUGGGAGCGAUUCAAACUCCACCGAAAACGGCACAAAGAUGAGGAAUACAUGGCUGCGGGCCAUGCACUGCGUAAGAAAGUCCAGUUUGCAAAGGAUGAGGACCUGCAUGAUAUUUUAGAUUACUGGAAAGGUGUAUCAUCCCAACAGAAGUCAUAACAUAUUUAGGGGUUUUAAAAUGGACCACACAUUGCAGAAAAGACACAAGAACCUCAUCUGACAAUUGAAUCAAUGGAAACUUCCAUAUUAUAAUCAACUACUCACUCACAUUCUCUUUUAACUGUGAGGAAAAUAGGGUAAAGAGUCUUUAAAUUUGUAAUAUUAUGUAAAGCAUUCAUCGGGAAAACUUAUCUAUUAAAGAGAAAAUAUAUUGCAAAUUAAUAAUAUAUAUGUUACAAUGGAUUAUUAAAGUUUUUGGGUAUCGCAUGGCCAAGUCCUGUGACAGUGGAUUUGCUGUUGUGUAAUAUGAAACUAUUAUAUGAAGAUAUGUCUACUGAAACCUCAAUAUUCUUUUGAGGAACUAUCUGGACUCUUCAUUCAAAAAGAACCUUUUCUUUUUUCCCUGCAUAUAUUUCAUUAAACAAAAACUAUGUACAGAUAUGGGUAUCUACAUUUGCAAUGUUUGCUGUGUAAAUUGUAAAUGGAUAAGUAUUAGUGGUCGAAUCAGGUUCAUCAAAUGAAGCGCUGUUCAUUUAGAGUUAACUUGUUGCUGAAGAACAGCCACUUUUAAUCCUGUCAGAACAUUUGUCAUUUUAACCGUCACCGCCUGUUUUUUUAAUUCUUUUUUUUAAGCUUUUACAUGCAUUUAAAAGAUAAAGACUAUUCAGUUUUAAUGUCCCUUUUCUCCACACAAAACAGUAUUCACUGCAUGGAAUGUGAUAGACUUCAUGUACACAAGAUGCAGUAUAUUACAUGCUAAAAUGAAAGUCUCAAUCAUCAGUUUUAUGAACCAUCAUUUGUAUCUUUAGUACCAAAGUAGAAAAGCUGAAUUGUUUACAAUAUUCCUGCACGGUCUGGGAAUCGUACGAACAUACAGUAGUAGGUCCAUGUUGACUUUCUUUCCAUUUUUUAAUUGUAUCAGUUACUGAGUGAAAACACUGGGAAACAAUAAUAUCCACAUACUGGAUAUGGUAUUGAAAGCCUACUCACUAACAUUUUAAGGCAAGGCAGCUGUACUUUGUCACCUGUUUAGGUAGAGACAGCUGUUGUUUCCUGCAGGAGAGCCCGAUGGAUGAAUGUAACAGAUACAUAUCCUGAUCUGUCUAUGGCAGCUUUCAUGUAAGGAAAUAUUUAUUUGAUGCUAUUAACGACUGUUUCUUUCCUUUGCUUCAAUAUUUCUUCCAGUGUAUUAUAUUGCAUAAUGUCUGAUCCGAUAAAUGCAGGAAAGUAGUUUGGGCCUUGUUGCUUGCGGAGAGGUUUCAUUUUAUUUUUAACUGCUAGGCUGUUAAAUCUUUUUGUGUAUUAUUAAGCUACGUACCAGACGAUAAUCAACGUGCUAGAGUAAAAUUUAAGAAUGUGAAACUGAAUCCUCUGACUUACUGGCUGUGAAUUUGUAUAUCAUGACAUCUUUUGAGUAAAUAUUAACGCUUUGUCUUUGUAAGAUGUUUUUACAACUCAUUCCAGACAGGCUCAUAAUGAUUCAUUGCAUAUUCAUGAAUGAGCAAUACAUAAUGUAUUUUAACUUUCCCACUCAUUCGAAGAAUUGUGAUGAUGUAACUUUAAAUGGAUGUGUGUGUUUUAAAAAGCAAAGAACAGCUAUUUAAGGGUUAGGCAGUUAUGCCUCACAUAGGAACGUUUGGACUUUGCGUGGAAAUAAAUAUUAAACAUUCCGAUAUACAUAAAUAAAAAGCAGAACAGACAUACUCUGUGUUGAGAUGAGCAUCAGAGUCUGCAAUCUGAUAGCAGGGCUGACCUGAGGGAACGGAUUUGUCUGGUGACAUGGUUUUUUCAUCAACUCUUAUUUGCCAUUAGUCAUUCAGUAUGUAAGAAUAACUGCAGGCAUUAGUUAACCCAUUUGUAUUUUUCUGUGUCAUAAUUCUGCGUCCAUUUCGUAAGUGUGUCAUGACGCUGAUAUUAUUCAUUGAUGUGAAAUGAAGCAUUCAUGAGCCUGAUGUGAAUGUGUUAUGUAAGCACCUUAUGAAGUGUUAACUUGGUUGUCUGACUUAAUAUUUCAACCGCCUUAAGAUUUUGGGAUAUGUGUAUAAGUGUAAAUUUCCUUUUGUUUCAUUUCAAUGUUGAAACUGUUGACAAGUCUCCAUUUGUUGUUAUUUUUUAUAAAAGCAUUUCAGUAUCUUCUGAGAGCUGUCAGGUUUCUAGUUCAUUUAGCUAUUUAGCAACAUGUUUUUAUACUGCACAUUGUAGCACUUCUGUGUCUAAAAAGAGUGUUGAUAAAACCUUUAGAAAGAUCAACAGUUGUUCAAGUGCAUCAAAACAAACAAGAGCACAAAAUAUGUUUUUUUUUAUUUCUUAAUACUAUGUUAUCAACUUUCAGACAAAGUACUGUGAAAUAAAGUUAAGGGUGCACAUAUAGU
Molecule: messenger RNA, 5872 nt
Organism: Etheostoma spectabile (orangethroat darter)
Lineage: Eukaryota; Metazoa; Chordata; Actinopteri; Perciformes; Percidae
Gene: elfn1a
Product: extracellular leucine-rich repeat and fibronectin type III domain containing 1a
Exons: 3
Coding region: 1134-3500 (788 amino acids)
Cellular component (GO): plasma membrane
Molecular function (GO): protein binding
Source: RefSeq, a predicted model, not a curated record